Messenger RNA from Hevea brasiliensis (rubber tree), 1601 nucleotides. RefSeq names its product secretory carrier-associated membrane protein 4. The transcript has 13 exons. The coding region runs from base 133 to 951 and encodes 272 amino acids. The record is from RefSeq and is a predicted model, not a curated record. Lineage: Eukaryota; Viridiplantae; Streptophyta; Magnoliopsida; Malpighiales; Euphorbiaceae. Gene Ontology annotation, biological process: protein transport. Gene Ontology annotation, cellular component: recycling endosome membrane; trans-Golgi network membrane.
CAAGAGAAAAAUACAGAAAAGACCACUGCCCAGGCGCCACUGUCUCACUCUCUCUCUCUCUCUCUCAACUGUUGCGUUCAAUUUGGCAAAAUUUGGUGCAAUUUUUAGGGAUCUGAAGAAAAAGCAGAGAGCAUGAGUCGGUACCAUCGCGAUCCUAAUCCAUUUGAUGAAGAAGAGGUCAAUCCCUUCUCGAAUGGUGCUACUGCUCCUGGAUCAAAGACGCGUAUACCUCCUUUGGGACCUGAACCUGUUGGAUUUGGACACAAUGAUGCAACAGUGGAUAUUCCACUUGAUACAAUGAAUGAUCCAAAGAAGAAGCAGAAAGAGCUUGCAGCUUGGGAAGCUGAUCUUAAAAGGAGGGAAAAGGAAAUCAAAAGGAGAGAAGAUGCUGUUGCAAAAGCCGGUGUUCCCGCGGAUGAUAAAAAUUGGCCUCCAAUUUUUCCCAUAAUCCAUCAUGAUAUAGCGAAUGAAAUUCCCAUUCAUGCUCAAAGGCUACAGUAUUUGGCUUUUGCAAGUUGGUUAGGUAUUGUUCUUUGUCUUUUCUUUAAUGUAAUUGCUGUGCUGGUGAAUUGGAUUAGAGGCGGGGGAGUCAAAAUUUUUCUCCUUGCAUCAAUCUAUGCUCUAUCUGGCAUUCCUAUGUCAUAUGUGUUAUGGUAUAGGCCUCUUUAUCGUGCAAUGAGGACAGAUAGUGCAUUGAAGUUUGGCUGGUUCUUCCUAUUCUACCUACUUCACAUUGGGUUCUGUAUAUUUGCUGCUAUUGCUCCUCCAAUUGUCUUCCAUGGGAAGUCAUUAACCGGCAUACUUCCUGCAUUUGAUCUCAUCUCUGACCAUUUGUUGGUUGGGAUUUUCUACUUGGUUGGUUUCGGCUUGUUUUGCUUAGAAUCUCUUCUUAGCUUGUGGGUUCUUCAGAAAAUUUACAUGUAUUUCAGAGGGCAUAAAGGAGACAAUUAAGGUUCCGUGAUCCAAAUUCAGAUUUUAGGAAUGCACCUUAGCUGGUUUACUCAACAUGCUGGUUAUUGCCCAAAAGAAUAUACCGGACAAUAAAGGAAAAGAGGUAGCUUUGAUUGCAUCUUCUUCUACUGGAAAGUCCAACAAGAAGAAGGGCAAUAAGAAAAAGAAAUCUCAGAUUCUUGGUCCUUCCAAGAAAAUAGCUAAAUAGAAAGGGAAGACUAAAGCUGAUGGAGGCAAAGGAAAGUGUUUCCACUGUUAGAAGGAUGGGCAUUGGAAAAGGAAUUGUCCAGAGUAUCUUGUUUCUCUGAAGCACAAGAAGGAUAAACUUUCGAAAGAUAUGUCCAUAUCUUGUUAUUUAGAUUCUGAUGAUACUCAUAGUUCAUCUACAGCUUGGGUUUUAGAUACUGGUAUCACUUCUCACAUUUCUAAUGAUAUGCAGGAACUAGCAAAUAGUAGCAGCUUGCAUUCUCGAGAUGUUAGACUUCGGAUUGGCAAUAACUCAACUGUUAAAACUUUAGCCAUAGGAUCUAAAUCUUUUUACAUGUCUGGACAUGUUUUGUGUUUGAAUAAUAUUUUAUAUGUAUCUGAUGCUUUUAAGAACAUCAUUUCUAUAUCUAGUUUGACUAGAAAUGGCUAUGAAUUUCAGUUCA